Molecule: messenger RNA, 3622 nt
Organism: Ictalurus punctatus (channel catfish)
Lineage: Eukaryota; Metazoa; Chordata; Actinopteri; Siluriformes; Ictaluridae
Gene: maza
Product: vascular endothelial zinc finger 1
Exons: 9
Coding region: 1127-2683 (518 amino acids)
Biological process (GO): regulation of transcription by RNA polymerase II
Molecular function (GO): RNA polymerase II cis-regulatory region sequence-specific DNA binding; DNA-binding transcription factor activity
Source: RefSeq, a predicted model, not a curated record
UGAAUGUCCGGCUGUCAGCCACCGAGGAUCCGUCCUGUACAGGGCGACGAGCAACCAGCAAGCUGAUGUUUUAUAUUUAGCCAUCGUGAUUUCAUUUGGGAUUUUGCGUCGGCCAAAUAAUACUUGUCUGGUCGGCGAGGGGGAGGGAGAGAGAGAGAGAGGGAGAGAGAGAAAGGGAAAGAGGACGACGGCGCUCGGAAGGAGAAAAAAAAACCCCACACACACUCACACAUCGGGCCGGAGGAGGGGACGAGGACAGAGAGGGGGGAGUUCACUCCAAAUGCUAUCCCUUUAAAACAAGGGGGACACGGCGGUGGGGGAAGAGAGCGAUAGCGGCGCGGAGAAGACGGGAUAAAAAAAGAAAAGGGAAGAAAGAGCGAGGGCGGGAGGGAGCGUGUUACAAGGGAAAAAAAAGAAAGAUGUCAUCCUCUCGAUUGAAAUGCCGAGGCGGAGCCAUGGACCACGACCGACGAAGCGACUCAGCAGACAGGGAUGAGAUUUAACGCAACACCGAGGCUCGCUUACAGGCCCAGAAGCUACAAUAAAAUAGGUUGAUUAUUGUUUUUUUCCCCAUCCCGAGCGGACUGCUGAGUACAAAGCCAACGUCAAACUCAUUUUCUUUUAAACGUUGGGUUCUUUUUUGCAUGAAUUAUUUGCACAUGACUUGUCUUAUUUAUAAGCCACUAUUCCAGCAACUACAACAACAAAAAAAAAUCAUUAUCUGUAAUGUAUUAUAUAAAGCAUGACAUGACUGGUAUUUUUACCCUGUGGAUGUGGCUGUUUGUUUGUUUAGAAAAGUAAUAUUUUUUGGGGGAGGGGGAACUGUUCAUAUGAUUUAGGCUGUAUUUCCAUUUUCUAUAUCAAUAUUGUCAUUUUAAAAAUCCAGUUAGGUGUUGUAAAUGAUUAAUUAAGUCACGUCUGUGAGAGUGUUUUUAAAGCAUACUCCAGCAUUGUUCCUGGUGCUGGGUUACUUUUAGCUGCUUGCUUUCGCUUUCUGAAGCACAAAUCAGGGGAAACCUUUUUAGAGAAUUCACGUCAAGGGGAUCUAAAGGGAAAUCGGUACCUCGGACGUAACUGUUUCGAGUGUCGUCACUUCGACGUCAUUUCCGUCAUCGAUUCCUUCAAGAUGGACGCUGCUUGGAGCAAUUUCCUCUUUCAGACCCCGCCUUCACAGUCCCAAACGGAGAGCACCCUCCAAUCAGAUCUUCUGCCGGAGCUCACGGACACGCCUCCGGACCCGCCCACCGAACACAUAGCCCCGCCCCCAUCUACAGUGGACACAGCGGCGCUGAAUGAGGAGCCUGAGCCAGAGCCAGUUAAGUCUGUGUCUCGGCCUGCCCGGCCUGCUCAUAUCUGCUCCAUAUGCAACAAGCAGUUUAAGAACAGCUAUAACCUGCGUCGCCACCAGUCGGUCCACACUGGAGUAAAAAUGAAAGACCGAGCAGCUCGAGAGAAGGUGGACGCAGGGAAGGCGGGUCAGCGAGUGGAGAGGCAAAGCAUUCCUCUUUCCCUCCUCCAGCUCUCCAUUCCUGCCCCGAUCACAGUGGCUACAGAUCCCAUGAUACACCCACCCCCCAUCAGCAACCAACAGGUGGAAACAGUCGCUGUAUCUAUCACUCCAGCAACAGUUGCCAUGACAGCAGCCCAGCCUCUCCCUGCUGCUGUAGUGGUUACUGGGACAAUGGUGCAGGUUGGCUUGAUUGGAUAUUCACAGACACUGAUGUCCGAUGAUGUGUGUUUGAAGUCAAAAGAAGAUUAUUUUCAUGCUGCGCCAACUAACAAUACGGGAGAGACCCCCGGCCUUCCCAGCCCCAUUCAGAUCUCGAUCCCAAUCACUAAUCCACACCCUAUUCCUACUCCAAGUCCCAACCCCAACCCCAAUCCCAGCCCCAACCCUAACCCGGUAAGGAAGAACCAUGCUUGUGAGGCAUGCGGGAAGGCUUUCCGGGACGUGUACCAUCUGAAUCGGCACCGGUUGUCCCACUCGGAUGAGAAGCCGUACUCUUGUCCCAUUUGCCAGCAGCGUUUUAAGAGGAAGGAUCGGAUGAGUUACCACGUCAGAUCCCACCAGGGCGGAGUGGAGAAACCAUACGUGUGUCCUCAUUGCGCCAAGGGUUUCUCACGGCCUGACCAUCUUAACAGUCAUGUGCGGCAGGUGCACUCCACAGAGCGACCCUUCAAGUGUCCGACAUGCGAGUCUGCGUUUGCUACAAAGGACCGGCUGCGUGCUCAUAUGAUCAGACACGAGGACAAAGUUCCCUGCCAUAUUUGCGGCAAACUGCUCUCUCCUGCUUACAUCACGGAUCACAUGAGGGUCCACAACCAAUCCCAGCAUCACGUGUGCCACUUGUGCAACCGCAGCUUUACCACACUGACGUACCUGCGCGUCCAUGCUCAGAAACAUCACGGGCAGGAGUGGAAAGAGAGCAGCAUGGGCCGUGGCUCGGGGCCCGGUGGGGUGCUGUUGUGCCAACUGUGUGGAGUCCACUGCAAGACUCCCACCCAGCUCCAGGGCCACAUGGCCACGCAUGCCAACCAGGCAGACCAAACGGUAACAGACCCCAUCAGCAGCAGCACUUUAGCAGGCACAGUUUCCACGGCCACCCCUGUCUCCAGCCCUGCAGCCACCGUGGGCCUACUGGUGACUGACUGCUCUAGCAUCGCUGCCCAGAGCAACAGCUAACCCCAGGCGCCAGGGGCAGAGAUGGGGAAGGAAAGGGAGGGAUAAAGCACGGCAGCGAAUAGGAACAGGCUGUUACUUUGAAUGAAAAAAAAAAAAGUUGCUUUGGAAAUUUUGCACCUUCCUCCAUCUAUGCUGCCUCAGAGCCUGCAAGCAGUCAGCAUGAGCUAACUGACUUUUUAACAGCAAGUCUGAAAACUCAAGAAAACUCCAUUCAAGCGCUUACAGACUCCCAGCCAGUCCCGCUGGAUCUGCUUGGUUUGCUCUACUUUGGUAACUGCUCUACGAAGACGGACAGUUGGAUUAACUGGUGCAACACCUCUAGUUACGUCAGUAGUUUCCCAAGGGUGAGGCUGUGAAAAAAUGAAGGCUGUCAAGUGUUGUCCCAAUUUAUUUAUAACCCGUCUCUAGUGAUCAGGACUCUAGAAUGUUGAGACUAUGAUUUUUAGCUAUCUAAUUGAUUCCCAGUAUAAGUUAUGUUCAGUAUUUCAACAAAACAGCCAAAUAGGAUCAGGUAACUCACCCAUAUUCCAGCACAUUUAAGUUGCCUCUUUAUACAAGCUCUGCAGCUGUGAGAGAGGGGCUUAAACAAUGUAUAAUUUCCUGCCAUAAAUUCCUGAUGCCUGUUAACCGUUCAUUUAGAGUUAAAUGUAAAACAUAGGAGUCGCUUGUAUUGUUUAUUAUGUGUGGAUAUAAUGAACUAUUGCUGAAUAUCUUUUUUCCAAGAAAACUUGUUGAUGUUAAUUUAUCUUUAAGCUUUUGACUAAGGAUGUGAACGUUUGAUGUUGCUUGAGAAGCUGCAUAAUGCUCUAUCCUUUGACCCAUGUUUGUGUUUGAAGCUUUGUUGGACGCCAUAUCUUUGUUGCUGUCGCUGUGACAAUAUCUAAAUUAAUCAAUGUAAAAAUGACAAACGUGCACCUAAUUAUACUUACUUUAACUAAA